AUGUCUGAUCUUAUAAAUAGACCCAAAUCUGAGUUAUCUAGGGAAGAGUUAGAGCAACUGGAAGAAUUUGAAUUCAAACAUGGCCCAAUGUCACUUAUAGAUGAAUCUAUGGUGUUAAGGACUCCAGUAAUAAUAUCAUUGAGGAAUAAUCACAAGAUAAUUGCAAGAGUUAAAGCUUUCGAUAGGCAUUGUAAUAUGGUUUUAGAAAACGUAAAAGAACUUUGGACAGAAAAGAAAGGGAAUAAAACAAUUAAUAAGGAAAGAUUUAUCAGUAAAUUAUUUUUAAGAGGUGAUUCUAUUAUUGUGAUAUUAAAAGCACCAGUUCAAUAA
This is a messenger RNA of Vanderwaltozyma polyspora DSM 70294, 330 nucleotides long. RefSeq names its product mRNA splicing protein SMD2 (gene SMD2). Gene Ontology annotation, cellular component: precatalytic spliceosome; U5 snRNP; U4/U6 x U5 tri-snRNP complex. Gene Ontology annotation, molecular function: RNA binding. Gene Ontology annotation, biological process: spliceosomal snRNP assembly; RNA splicing. The transcript is spliced from 2 exons. Lineage: Eukaryota; Fungi; Ascomycota; Saccharomycetes; Saccharomycetales; Saccharomycetaceae. The coding region runs from base 1 to 330 and encodes 109 amino acids. The record is from RefSeq and is a predicted model, not a curated record.